This is a messenger RNA of Mycotypha africana, 4368 nucleotides long. RefSeq names its product DNA topoisomerase. The transcript is spliced from 6 exons. Gene Ontology annotation, molecular function: DNA topoisomerase type II (double strand cut, ATP-hydrolyzing) activity; ATP binding; DNA binding. The record is from RefSeq and is a predicted model, not a curated record. Gene Ontology annotation, cellular component: nucleus. Lineage: Eukaryota; Fungi; Mucoromycota; Mucoromycetes; Mucorales; Mycotyphaceae. The coding region runs from base 143 to 4078 and encodes 1311 amino acids. Gene Ontology annotation, biological process: sister chromatid segregation; DNA topological change; resolution of meiotic recombination intermediates.
UGUCCGCUUCGAUUGGUUUCAAUUUUUUAAUUUGAUUUUUGUCGUCUACAAACCACACUUUAUUUUUUCAUUGUCCCUCCUCCCCCAUCUCUCCAACCCAAUUUAAUCAAUCUUCAAACUGUCGAAUAGUCAGGGCAAAAAGAUGACUGUAGAUCCAGAAAGCGACUUUGAGUACGACGAUUACCAGGAAGAUUCUGGUAGCGAUUUCGAAGAUUAUACACCUACUCCAAAGAAAGCACGCAAAAGCCCAGCACCAGCAAAAACGAAAGAACCAGCCAGCACUUCUACUGCAAAAUCAUCUGUCAAGAAAACUCCAGCAAAGAAAGCUGUGUCUGCUCAAAAUACGAAAGCAACCCAUAUUGACAGUUUCUUCUCAAAAGCAUCGGCUGCUUCAUUAGCGCCUUCUUCCUCUCAAGUUUCUGCAUCAUCACAGUCGUCAUCACCCGUGACCUCAAAAAAGACAGCAACGUCCGUGGAUGCUGACGGUGAUAUAGAAAUGGAACCUGCAAGCAAGCCUGCUAGUAAAACCACAAAGAAAAUGGGCUAUGAUGAAAAUAAAACGAUUGAAGAGAUCUAUCAGAAAAAGACACAGCUCGAACAUAUUUUACUGAGACCCGAUACAUAUAUUGGAUCGAUUGAAACAGAGGAGCAGGAAAUGUUUGUCUAUGAUACAGAGGCGGAUAUGAUCAAAAAGAAGAAAAUCCGUUAUGUUCCUGGACUGUACAAAAUUGUGGAUGAAAUCCUUGUCAACGCAGCAGAUAACAAGAUCCGUGAUCCAUCCAUGACGUGGAUCAAAGUCCAGAUCAACAGAGAAGAAAACUUUAUUUCUAUCCAGAAUAACGGUCGCGGUAUUCCAAUUACAAUGCACAAGGAAGAACAAGUGUAUGUCCCAGAACUUAUUUUUGGCCAUUUGCUCACUUCCUCCAAUUAUGAUGACAAUGAGAAAAAGGUGACAGGUGGACGUAACGGUUACGGUGCAAAGCUAUGUAACAUUUUCAGUACGGAAUUUACAGUCGAAACAGCCGACAAGGAGCGCCAAAAGAAAUACAAGCAGGUGUUUAAAGACAAUAUGUCAGUUAUCGGCAAACCGCAUAUUACAGCGAACAGCCGAGGCGAGGAGUACACACGUAUCUCUUUUAAACCAGAUCUUGCCAAGUUUCACUUGACAGAAAUGGACGCUGAUUUUGAAGCUUUGAUUAAAAAACGUGUUUAUGAUUUGGCAGGGUGUGUCAAGGACGUAAGUGUUUAUCUGAAUGGCACCAAAAUCACAAUCAAGACCUUUGGUAAAUACUGUGAACUCUACACCAAGGCCUUGGACUUCCGGAACGCCGAAAACAAAAAACCCAUCAUCAGUGAUACAGCUAGUGCUUCUGAUCGUUGGGAGGUGCAUUUUGGUGUUUCAGAUGGUCAGUUUAACCAAAUCAGUUUUGUCAACAGUAUAUGCACUGCCAAGGGCGGUAUGCACGUCAACCAUGUGGUGGAUCAGAUUAUCAAAGCUAUUCUUCCAGAAGUACAAAAGAAAACAAACAACAAAAAUGUCAAACCUUUCCAGGUCAAGAAUCAUAUGAACCUGUUUGUCAACUGUCUGAUUGAAAACCCCUCCUUCGACUCUCAAACCAAAGAAAACAUGACGUUGCGUGCUAGCGCGUUCGGUUCAAAGUACGAGCCGAGCGAAAAGUUUAUCAAGGCUAUUUUGCAGUCGGGUAUCAUUGACAAUAUCAUACGAUGGGUCAAGUUUAAAGAAGAUGAACAAAUGUCAAAGGCCGAUAGUGGCAAAAUGUCCCGUCGCCUCAACAUUCCUAAAUUGGAAGAUGCUCACUUGGCGGGUGUGAAGCCCCACAACAAAGAUUGUACGUUGAUUUUGACCGAAGGUGACUCAGCCAAAAGUUUGGUCCUGAGCGGUCUUUCUGUCGUGGGUCGGGAUAAAUUUGGUGUCUUUCCUCUGCGUGGCAAAGUGUUGAACGUACGUGAUGCUACCAACCAGCAAAUCAUGAACAAUGAAGAAAUCACGAGUAUCAAGGCCAUCUUGGGUUUGAAGCAUGGCAAAGAGUAUACAAGUGUGGAUGAGCUACGUUAUGGUAAACUCAUGCUCAUGACUGAUCAGGAUCAUGAUGGUUCGCAUAUCAAAGGUCUUUUGAUCAACUUUAUCGAUGUCAUGUUCCCUUCACUUCUGGAUAUUCCUGGAUUCUUGCUAGAGUUUAUCACACCCAUUAUCCGAUGUAAACAUAAGCGUACGAAACGUGAAAUUAGCUUUUUCACCAUUCCAGAAUAUGAAGCCUGGGCAGAGGAAAACAAUAGAAAUAAGGAAUGGCAACCCAAGUACUACAAGGGUCUGGGUACAUCAGACGCCACCGAUGCUCGAACCUACUUUAGUGCCCUCGAUAUACAUAAGAAGGAAUUCGAUGUGGCUUCAAGAGAAGAACGUGAGUUGGUGGACAUGGCCUUCAAUAAAAAGCGUGCGACGGAUCGUAAGACUUGGCUACAGACAUAUGAGCCGGGCAUUUACAUCGACCAUAACGUCAGCAAAAUCAAAAUUACAGAUUUCGUCAACCGUGAAUUAAUGCUGUUCAGUAUGGCCGACAAUAUUCGUUCUAUCCCAAGCGUAGUCGAUGGCUUCAAGCCCGGCCAAAGAAAAGUCUUGUAUAGUGGCAUCAAGAGAAACACCAAUUCUGAAAUCAAGGUGGCCCAGUUUGCCAAUUAUGUAGCGAGUGUUACUCAAUAUCAUCAUGGUGAAGCCAGUGUGGCAGCCACGGUCAUCAACAUGGCGCAGAACUUUGCAGGAAGUAACAAUAUCAACCUGCUCGUACCCGCCGGUCAGUUUGGUACACGUCAUUGCGGUGGCAAAAGCGCUGCCAGUCCCCGUUAUUUGUUCACGCGUUUGCAUAAAAUAGCUCGUUUCAUUUAUCAUCCUGACGACGAUGACUUGCUAGAUUACUUGAUUGAAGAAAGCAUGUCUAUUGAGCCCAAGUGGUAUAUUCCUAUUAUUCCUAUGGUGCUCGUCAAUGGUGCGGAUGGUAUUGGUACCGGUUGGAGUACCAACAUUCCCAACUAUAAUCCUAUGGAUAUCAUUGAUAAUUUGUUCAGAUUGAUGAAUGACGAGGAAAUUGUACCCAUGGUGCCGUGGUAUAGAGGGUUCAAGGGAGAAAUGAUACCGGCUGGUCCCGGUAAAUUCAUCACGAACGGUAAAGCAGAAGUGGAUGAAGCCACUGGCCAUAUCAAGGUGACAGAACUGCCCGUGCGUUUUUGGACGGAUACGUUCAAGAAGAAUCUCGAUAUCAUGCGUGAUGGAAAGGACAGAAAAGUUGAAGUUCAAAUUAUAGACUAUUUUAAUAACUCGACAGAUGUGGCCGUCGAAUUCCGUAUUGAUAUUGAUGAAGAAAACUUGCGCAAAGCAGAGAAAAUAGGAUUAACCAAAGCAUUGAAAAUAACAGAUAGCAUUUCCACAAAUAACAUUGUUUGCUUUGAUAAAGAUGGCAAGAUCAGAAAGUAUGAAUCGCCGGAAGAGAUUCUGAAGGAAUUCUACGAACUACGUUUAGAAUAUUACAGAAAGAGAAAGGAACAUUUAAUCUAUGUACUGACAGAUGAGUAUGAAAGACUUGAGAACAAGGCAAAGUUCAUCGAGCUUGUCAUUAAUAGAGAACUUACUUACUUCAACCGCAAGCACGAGGAUGUGGUGGCCGACAUGAAAAAGUUUGGAUUAAAGGAAAUUUUCCCUAGAAAGAAGAGCGCACUCGUAGUAGAGGAAGGCGCAGAACAGAAACCAGCUGAUGACGAAUCGGAAGACUCCUCGGGAUACAGUUAUUUGUUCGAUAUCAAGGUCCGUGAAUUUACUGCGCAAAAAGUGAUUGAUUUAACAAAGAAAAGAGAUUUGAAAUACGAAAUGCUCGAGGAAACGCGUGGUACUCCUCCUACAACGUUCUGGCGACGCGAUCUUGAGAAGCUAAAGAAAGAAUGGGAAAGCUUAUUAGAAGAAGAUGAGGAAAACGCCAAGCAGGCUAAACCAAUGGCUACUUCGCAAACUAAAAAGCGAAAGAGAACCCUAAAGCCUAAAGCACCCAAGACGGCCCCAAAAGCGUAAGAAAGUUUACCCCCAGCCCCCCACCAAACUUGGCUAUAAUACAGUAUUUUACCUUAUAUUUUAGACGAUUUACAAUUUUUAAUGGACAAUAUACAUUUUAAUUUUAGAUUUAUUAAAAAAUAUUUUUAGAAAAGUCCAUAAUAUUUUGGAUUUGGAUACUCAUUAUUCAGUGAUAUUCAAGCAGCAUUAAGGAUGACAUAGAAUCGAACCCUAGAAAUUAGUCUCUAUCAUAAAUGACGAUGUGUUCCGAGACCCCAACCAGAUAUUCGUUGGUACCUUUUUUGUACAAG